This is a messenger RNA of Oncorhynchus tshawytscha (Chinook salmon), 2043 nucleotides long. RefSeq names its product lysine-specific demethylase 4A. Gene Ontology annotation, molecular function: histone H3K36 demethylase activity; histone H3K9 demethylase activity. The coding region runs from base 230 to 1777 and encodes 515 amino acids. Gene Ontology annotation, biological process: chromatin remodeling. NCBI's taxonomy places the organism in Eukaryota, Metazoa, Chordata, Actinopteri, Salmoniformes, Salmonidae. The record is from RefSeq and is a predicted model, not a curated record. Gene Ontology annotation, cellular component: nucleus. The transcript is spliced from 12 exons.
AACACAUUGAGCAUGCGUACGACACUGGCGUAAUGGAGGUCUAUCUUCCUUGACCACGGUGAUUUGUUAACAAAUCGUCUUCUGAUUUUAAAGAUUUGGAGCGAGCAUUCAGUCAUUACUUGGUCGGCUUUUGAUGAACGUUGUGCUUUAAUAACUAUAGGGGGCGACAGGUGUUCGUCUGUACCAAAACGAUUUAGUGUUUGCAGAUCAGAGCAACUCUUCUUUGAGGAUGGCGACAGACACUGCGUCCCAGCAGACUCCUGGCUCCAGGAUUAUGACCUUUCACCCUACCAAGGAAGAGUUUAAGGACUUCAGCCGUUACAUCGCCUACAUGGAGUCACAGGGAGCACACCUAGCUGGAAUGGCUAAGGUUAUUCCACCGAAAGACUGGAAGCCUAGACAUACUUAUGAUGACAUAGAUGACCUGGUGAUCCCUGCUCCUAUACAGCAGGUGGUGACUGGCCAGUCAGGUCUCUUCACACAGUACAACAUCCAGAAGAAACCCAUGACUGUCCGAGAGUUCCGCAAGACGGCCAACACAGACAAGUUCUGUAAUCCCCGCUAUGUGGAUUUUGAGGAGCUGGAGAGAAAGUUCUGGAAGAACCUGACUUUUAACCCGCCUCUCUAUGGAGCAGAUAUCAACGGAACCCUCUACGACCCAGAUGUGACAGAGUGGAACAUUGGUCAUCUGAACACUAUCCUGGACACUGUGGAGAGGGAGAGUGGGAUCAAGAUAAAGGGAGUGAACACUCCUUACCUCUAUUUUGGCAUGUGGAAAAGCACCUUUGCCUGGCACACUGAAGAUAUGGAUCUCUACAGCAUCAACUACCUGCACUUUGGAGAGCCCAAGUCCUGGUAUGUUGUUCCCCCUGAACAUGGGAAGAGAUUGGAACGUCUUGCUAAAGGGUUCUUUCCUGGGAGUGCUCAGAGCUGUGAAGCUUUCCUGCGGCAUAAGAUGACUCUUAUCUCACCCUCCAUCCUGAAGAAAUAUGGCAUACCGUUUGAGAAGAUAACCCAGGAGGCAGGCCAGUUCAUAGUGACCUUCCCAUUCGGUUACCACGCUGGUUUCAACCACGGCUUCAACUGUGCUGAAUCCACUAACUUUGCCACACAGCGAUGGAUCGAUUAUGGCAAAAUAGCCACACUGUGCUCGUGUCGUAAGGACAUGGUGAAGAUCUCCAUGGAGAUCUUUGUGAGGAAGUUCCAACCAGACCGCUACAAGGCCUGGAAGGCAGGGAAGGACAACACUCCUAUUGACCACUCCAAGCCCACGCCAGAGGCUGCUGACUUCCUGAAGACAGGGGAGCCUGGGAAGGAGGGUCCAAGCCGCAGCGAUGCCCCUGACCAGGAGAAUACCCCAUGCACCACCACUCAGGAGGAGAAGAGCCCGAAGGUUGGGAAAAAGCGCCAGCGAGGAGGAGAUGUGGAGGCAGCAGAGGAUGGAGACACAGAGCAGGUUGAGGAAGAGGAGAAGGAGGAGAGAGAGGUGGACCAGAAGAAAGCAAAGCUUGGCCAGGAGGUGAAGGGACACAGUCUGGCACACAAAGUGCUAAAGGCAGAGGAUGUUAAAAAAGAGCGAACAAAGCCACCACUCAACGCAAAGACCAACCGAAACACAAACGCCAGCCGAAAGCUAGCACUUCAGAUGAAAGCCAAAAUCUCUCUUAAAUCCACUCCAAUUAAGUCUCAGCCACAGACUAACAGUCAGUCAACCCAACCAGCGGCCCCAGAACCCUCCCCCAGAGCUCAGAGAAGGCCGGCCCCAGUCAGGAUGUGAAGCCUCCAGCCAGCAGCUCCAGCCCUUCCCACCCAGCCAGCAGCUGCAGCCCUGUCCACCCAGCCAGCAGCUCCAGCCCUUCCCACCCAGUCAGCAGCUCCAGCCCUGUCCACCAGCUCUUUCAGAGAACCCUGUGCCCUGCAGACGUGCUGCACGUCCACAGCUACGCCAAGGGAGACUACAGCGAGGGAGAGACCAGGGAGGGCAAGGAGGAGAGGAGGAACGAUAGUAGUGAUAGUGAAGGAGAGGAACUGGAUGACAGCAAG